Cuscuta campestris is the source of this 863-nucleotide messenger RNA. The record is from the annotation of a GenBank genome assembly. Lineage: Eukaryota; Viridiplantae; Streptophyta; Magnoliopsida; Solanales; Convolvulaceae.
UAUUUGGGGUUAAGGGAUUAAAGAUCUAGAUAAAGCCAAGAUAGGCCCUCAUUCCGUGAGAUAAGAUCUAUUAGGGUUCAUCGGUCAAAAGAGGGAAAAUUAUGGCUAAGAAUAUCACUCAGAGGCCGCUGAUCUUCCAAGACGAGAACUUUGAUGUCUCUUGCAAAAAACCCCUGGGUGGCGAAAUAUCUUUGAGUUCUAAACAAUCAGUGGUCAAGAAAGGCGGUGCAGGGCGAAAGAGCCGUGGUGCCCUUUUUGACAUUACAAACAAGUCUGCUGUGCAACCAAAGGCAUCACAGAAGAAAAGUGUCUCACAUAAGAAGAAACUUGUCUUUAAGGAGGAUGAAGUUAACAUUGAGGAGGAGACUGUUCUGCAUGACCACAAGAAGUGCAUUGAGGCACAAGAGGCCAUAACGACUCUGGAUCUUUUUGACAUAGCUUUUCCUAAACUCGAUUCAAUUGAAAUUUCAGACAUGAAACCAGAAGAGAGCAUUCACUGCGGCUACCCAGAACCAGAAGAGCUUCCCACUGCAGAGGACUCUAAAUGGCUUCAAUCUUGUUUGACAUGGAAAUCUCCUCCAUCUUCUCCAACAAGCUGUGGUUCUCCGCUAUCUCCUAUAUGGGAAUUUGAGCCAGUUGAGUUUAAAAUGAAAGAAGAGAUUGAUUUGUCUGUUUGAUAUGCAAUUUGGCAUCAGUACAUCACCAUAAAAACAGCCUCUCUACAUUUCUUGUUGUUAGUUUGUAUGGAGCCAGAGGAAACUUUUUUACAUUUCUUGUAGUAUAUGUGUAUGAUUUCGUGUCUGGUGCCUGCCUAUUAGUUGAGUUUUUGUCAUGAUGAAAAUAAAAAAAAAGAACAUCUUUAU